This is a messenger RNA of Abrus precatorius (Indian licorice), 3844 nucleotides long. RefSeq names its product DNA mismatch repair protein MSH1, mitochondrial. Gene Ontology annotation, biological process: mismatch repair. The transcript has 22 exons. Bases 131 to 3523 code for a protein of 1130 amino acids. Gene Ontology annotation, cellular component: nucleus. The record is from RefSeq and is a predicted model, not a curated record. Gene Ontology annotation, molecular function: mismatched DNA binding; ATP binding; ATP-dependent DNA damage sensor activity. Lineage: Eukaryota; Viridiplantae; Streptophyta; Magnoliopsida; Fabales; Fabaceae.
CACACUGCACAGUUUCGGUUUCAUUUUUGUCAAAAACCCUUCCUGCUUGUGUGUGGCGGGAACCACAUUCUUGCUCCCACUUUCUCUCUCUCGUUUCGUCGUUCUCUUCCUUUGGUGUCAUCCUUUCAGAAUGUACAGGCUAGCCACCAGAAACGUCGUCGUUACCUUGCCUCGUUGGCGUUCUUUUGCUCACUUCUUUCGUUCUCCUCCGUCUCCCAUUUUCCUAUCAUUCGUUCCCUAUCGCUUAUUUCGAAUAAAUGGGCAUGUACAGAACAUAUCGUGUUUUACGGAUAAGAAGGUUGUAAGAGGCAGUAGUAGGGUCACCAAGAAGCUCAAAGUGCCCAAAAAUGUUUUAGAUGAUAAAGAUCUUCCUCACAUAUUAUGGUGGAAAGAGAAGUUGCAGAUGUGCAGAAAGCCUUCAGCUGUCCAGCUAGUUGAAAGGCUUGAAUAUUCUAAUUUGCUUGGCUUGGAUUCCAGCUUGAAAAAUGGAAGUCUGAAGGAAGGAACGCUCAACUGGGAAAUGUUGCAGUUCAAGUUAAAAUUUCCACGUCAAGUUUUGCUCUGCCGAGUUGGGGACUUCUAUGAAGCUUGUGGAAUAGAUGCUUGUAUUCUUGUUGAAUAUGCUGGUUUAAAUCCCUUUGGUGGUCUGCGAUCAGAUAGCAUUCCAAGAGCUGGUUGUCCUGUUGUGAAUCUUCGACAGACAUUGGAUGAUCUGACAAGAAAUGGUUAUUCAGUGUGCAUCGUUGAGGAAGUUCAGGGUCCAACUCAAGCUCGAUCCAGGAAACGCCGCUUUAUAUCUGGGCAUGCUCAUCCUGGAAAUCCAUAUGUAUAUGGACUUGCUGCAGUUGAUCAUGAUCUUAACUUUCCAGAACCAAUGCCUGUAGUAGGAAUAUCACAUUCUGCAAGGGGCUAUUGCAUUAACAUGGUACUAGAGACCAUGAAGACGUAUUCCUUAGAAGACUGCUUGACAGAAGAAGCAGUCGUUGCAAAGCUUCGUACAUGUCAAUAUCAUCACUUAUUUCUGCACACAUCUUUGAGGCGAAAUUCUUGUGGAACUUGCCAUUGGGGAGAAUUUGGUGAGGGGGGCCUCUUGUGGGGAGAAUGCAGUUCUAGACAUUUUGAAUGGUUUGAUGGCAACCCUGUCUCUGAUCUUUUGGUCAAGGUAAAGGAGCUUUAUGGUCUUGAUUGUGAGGUUACAUUUCGGAACACAACUGUGUCUUCAGGAAAUAGGGCUCGACCUUUAACUCUUGGAACAUCUACUCAAAUUGGUGCUAUACCAACUGAAGGAAUACCUUCUUUGUUGAAGGUCUUACUUCCUCCAACUUGCAAUGGAUUACCAGUACUGUAUAUAAGGGAUCUUCUUUUGAAUCCUCCUUCCUACGAGAUUGCAUCCAAAAUUCAAGCGUCAUGCAAACUUAUGAGUCGUGUAACAUGCUCAAUUCCAGAAUUUACGUGUGUUUCUUCAGCAAAGCUUGUAAAGCUACUUGAAUGGAGGGAGGUCAAUCAUAUGGAAUUUUGUAGAAUAAAGAAUGUACUCGAUGACGUUUUGCAGAUGUACGGAACUUCUGAGCUUAAUGAAAUAUUGAAACAUUUAAUUGAUCCCACAUGGGUGGCAACUGGGUUGGAAAUUGACUUUGAAACCUUGGUUGCGGGAUGUGAAGUUGCAUCUAGGAAGAUUGGGGAAAUAAUCUCUCUGGAUGGUGGGAAUGAUCAGAAAGUCAGCUCCUUCUCUGUUAUUCCUAAUGAAUUUUUUGAGGAUAUGGAGUCUAAAUGGAAAGGUCGAAUAAAAAGAAUCCACAUUGAUGAUGUAUAUACUGCAGUAGAAAAAGCAGCCGCGGCCUUGCAUUUAGCAGUCACUGAAGAUUUUGUUCCUAUUGUUUCUAGAAUAAGGGCUACUGUAGCCCCACUAGGAGGUCCUAAGGGGGAAAUAUCUUAUGCUCGGGAGCAUGAGGCAAUUUGGUUCAAAGGCAAACGCUUUACACCAACUCUGUGGGCUGGUAGCCCUGGAGAGGUGCAAAUUAAACAGCUUAAGCAUGCUUUAGAUUCUAAAGGUAGAAAGGUAGGCGAGGAAUGGUUUACCACACCAAAGGUGGAGGCUGCGUUAACAAGGUACCAUGAAGCAAAUGCCAAGGCCAAAGCAAGAGUUUUGGAAAUUUUAAGGGGACUCGCUGCUGAGUUGCAAUGCAAUAUAAACAUCCUUGUCUUUUCUUCCACGUUACUUGUUAUUGCCAAAGCUCUAUUUGCUCAUGCAAGUGAAGGGAGAAGAAGGAGAUGGGUCUUUCCCACACUUGUAGAAUCCCAUGGGUUUGAGGAUGUGAUGUUGGACAAAAUCCAUGGGAUGAAGAUAGUGGGUUUAUUACCAUAUUGGUUCCACGUAGCAGAAGGAGGUGUUGUGCGUAAUAUUGUAGAUAUGCAAUCAUUGUUUCUUUUGACAGGACCAAAUGGUGGUGGAAAAUCAAGUUUACUUCGAUCAAUUUGUGCUGCUGCUCUACUUGGGAUUUGUGGACUCAUGGUUCCUGCUGAAUCAGCCUCAAUUCCUUAUUUUGACUCUAUCACGCUUCAUAUGAAGUCAUAUGAUAGUCCUGCUGAUAAAAAGAGUUCCUUUCAGGUGGAAAUGUCAGAAAUUCGAUCCAUCAUUGCUGGAACCACAAAAAGGAGCCUUGUACUUGUUGAUGAAAUUUGCCGAGGAACAGAAACUGCAAAAGGAACUUGUAUUGCUGGUAGCAUCAUCGAAACUCUUGAUAGAAUUGGGUGUCUGGGUAUUGUUUCCACUCACUUGCAUGGAAUAUUUACUUUGCCUCUGAAUAUCAAGAACACUGUGCACAAAGCAAUGGGCACAGUGUGCAUUGAUGGACAAACAAAGCCUACAUGGAAGCUGACAGAUGGAGUCUGUAAAGAAAGUCUUGCUUUUGAAACUGCCAAGAGGGAAGGAAUUCCUGAGCCUAUUAUCAGAAGAGCUGAAGAUCUUUAUGUGUCAGUUUACGCUAAGGAACUUCUUUCUGCAGAAAAUUUCCCAAAUCAGGAAAAAAAUUCUACUUACAUCAAUGUUAAUUUGAACGGAACACAUCUUCAUUCAAAAACGGUUUUACCAGGAGCUAAUCAAAUGGAUGCUUUACGCAUGGAAGUUGAGAGUGCUGUCACUGUGAUAUGCCAGGAUCAUAUUAUGGAACAACAAAGUAAAAAGAUUGCAUCAGAGCUUACUGAAAUAAAGUGUAUCUUUAUUGGUACAAGGGAGCAGCCACCUCCCUCGGUUGUAGGUUCUUCAAGCGUCUAUGUGAUACUCAGACCAGAUAAGAAACUAUAUGUAGGAGAGACGGAUGAUCUUGAGGGCCGGGUUCGUGCACAUCGGUUGAUGGAAGGAAUGCAUGAUGCAUCAUUCCUUUAUUUCCUUGUCCCAGGAAAAAGCAUGGCAUGCCAAUUAGAAUCUCUGCUCAUCAACCAGCUUUCUACUCGAGGCUUCCAGCUGAGCAAUACAGCUGAUGGUAAGCAUAGGAAUUUUGGCACAUCCAACCUUUAUGCAUAAUUCAUUGAUAAACGUUGACCAUCUACGUAAAUGUUGUGCUUUUGCCAGUUUUAUGCGUCUUAAUAUAUUUAUGUUAAAAGUUUAGGAAGCAAUGUCCGCAGCAUUUUUGUCAGAAUUAGUUGCUGCAGCUGCAUUUCUGUCCACAUGCAAAUGUGGAAAUUGUUCAUUAGCUUGUAAGUAAGUAAAAAAAGUCUAUUAUAUUCUUUAAAGAAUGUCUUUUAUGGACUCCCCUCCCCAUCUAACUUAAAAUGAUAUUUCCUUAACACAGCUUGCUAGCACCGAGAAUUCAUGGUAAGAAUGGUGUCAGCUUGUGGUUUCUUU